This is a messenger RNA of Drosophila obscura, 2079 nucleotides long. RefSeq lists its product as uncharacterized. Gene Ontology annotation, cellular component: axoneme. The coding region runs from base 180 to 2051 and encodes 623 amino acids. The transcript has 5 exons. The record is from RefSeq and is a predicted model, not a curated record. NCBI's taxonomy places the organism in Eukaryota, Metazoa, Arthropoda, Insecta, Diptera, Drosophilidae. Gene Ontology annotation, biological process: intraciliary transport.
AACAAUAAACAAACAUUGAAUUCGUAACCAGAGCAGCAGCCGUUCAGUUUUCUGAAACAUUUUAACAUUGCUUUGACUCGGCACCGGCUUCCCAACUUCACACAAAAUAUAUAUAGUAUAGCAUUUUAUAUAUUACAGCCAGCCGCAGUCAUCUCCACAGAGUGCUGCACCGGCAUUAAAUGGUAUCGCCGCGCAAGUCGGCAUUUUCGGUUCACCCAGCACGCCGGCAGUCGGCAAACAAACUGAUGGCUUCCUCGGCCAAGAGCUGCGAGAGCCUGUUCUCGGCCAGCUCCCGGGAGUCGGCCAGCCUCAUCUACCAGAGCAAGCCGAACCCACGUGUGGGCAUGAAGAACUCUAGCAACACCAGCAUGCGCCCAGUCAACAACAGUGAGAUCCACCAGCGUGUGAUGUCCGCGCGGAAUUUGCGGGUCAAGACGUUCCAGAAUCAAUUGGCCGAUGCCCACACAGAGAUUGCCAAUCUGGCGCACGAGAAUCGCAUGCUGCGCACACUUCACAAGAGGCAGACAUCGGCUUUGAACAAAUACGAGUCGAACAAUGCGGAGCUGCCGCAGCUGCUGCACUCGCAUGCGGAGGAGCUGCGCGUCUGGCAGACCAAGCAUCGCAAUCUGCAGGCCAUCAACAAGGAUCUCGAGCAGAAGCUCAAGCAGAAGGAGGCCCAAAUCCUCACGCUGAGUGACCAGAACAAGCACUACAGCCAACUCAACAAAGACAGGAACCUCGAUGAACGGCAAAAGCUGCAGGAGAAGGUGCUGUACUUGGAACAGCGCAUAGAGGAAAAGGACAAUGACAUAAAGCUGAUGGCGCGCAAGGUGCAGCUGGAGUCGAAGAACUUCCGCCAGCAGCUGCUCAAUGAGCAGAAAAAGUGCAAGGAGAUGAUGUUGAAGCUGGAAAAGUCCAAGCUGGAGAUCAGUGGCUACCGAAAGCUGGAAGAGUACACUCUCGGCACUGAUAAGGUCAAUCCCAUGUCCUCCGGACGUCGCAGCAAAUUGAGUGGAGUCGCCGGGGAGCCGGACAAGAUUGACAAGCUGGAGAAAUCGCUGGAAAUGCUGGACAUGGCCAUUGAGAAGAAUAACCACAGCGAGUACCACGCCCUCACGGAUGUCCUAGAGUCGGAAUCGCUGUACGACUUUGAGAAGGAUGACAACGAGAUUGGCCCCAAGAGUGCGCCAGUGACGCCCAACAAGGAGCAGCACACCAAGAUUCCAGGUGCACGCCCCAGAGCUGGCGUUGGGUUGUCCAAGCUGACGCUGCCGCCAGCCACCAGCCCAUCCAAGCUGGCCGCCACAACCAGCACUCGCUCCACCCUCAGCCAUCUGGUGUCAGCCCAGAGAAAGUCUCCACUGACGGGCAAUCCGUCCAACAGUCGAAUGCGAGCGGGAGCGGCCGCGGGAACCGGCGCGGGAGUGGGCGUCAAGAAUGGCAAUAUGGGAGCGGGCGGAUCGGCCCUCAAGCGUCGUGAGCAGGCUGCCAUGAUUCCCAGGUUGUCGUCCGCCGAGGUACGGCAGCAGAAGGGCAAACAGCCGGCAUUAAAGUCCCUGGAUUACGACUAUGAUGAUGAAUUUGAGCACGCUUUGGAUGAUAAUGAGGAGGAUACGGAUACCUAUGCCAUGAUGUCCAAGAUAUGUGCCGUGGACGACGAGGAUCCCGAUCAUGAUGGCGAGGAGAAUGCCAACGAGAUUAGUCUGGUGCAGUACGGCUCGUACUUGGACCCAAAAGACACGCCCGACGCCAUGCUGGACGAUAUGCUGGAAGAUGAUGAGUACGUCGAGGGCAAGACUUCACUGGGCAGCGAUGAAGAUACAAGUGCACGUGCAACGCGUGUCAAGGAGAGCAUGUCCAGCUUACGCAAACAGAUGUCGGACGACUGCAAGGACCGAGAGAGUUUCCUGAAGACCUUCUGCCGCCAGGCAUCGGGCAACAAUAUGCGCGACGAUCCACAGAUGAAGAAGCGCAACAACAUGGUCGCCAGUCGCAAGCAUGCUCUUCUCGCUAGCCUCAAGGGUAUCGAUGAUAACAAGAGCCAGGACUAGGAAAAAUACACACUAGACAUGCACGCAC